AUGGACACAGACACCAGCCUCAACCAUGCAAACAGCUCGUUACAGCAUCCAGACAUUGAGUUGUUCUCGUCUGAAGAAGACAGCAGUCUCUACUUCACCUACAGUGGAGGUUGCAAUGAGCUAGAGGUCAACAACCUGCAUUAUGAGGUUGACACAGCGGCUCAGAUCCCCUGGUAUGAGAGGUUAUCAGAGUUCAAGUUGCCGUGGGAGAUAAACGGAAACAAGCAGAUAGCCAUCAACAGCCUCAGCCUCCGAGUCCACAGUGGGCAGAUGCUGGCCGUCAUUGGCAGCUCAGGUUGUGGUAAAACAUCUUUGCUGGACAUAAUAACAUGCCGUGACGAGGGCGGUAAAAUGACGUCCGGUCAGGUUCUGAUUAACGGGAAGCCAAACACGCCCCAGCUGGUGAAGAAGAGCAUCGCUCAUGUCCGCCAAGAUGACCGCCUUCUUCCUCACCUCACCGUCCGUGAAACCCUCGUCUUUGUUGCCAAACUGAGACUCCCCACCCACUUCACACAGGCUCAGAGGGAGCAGAGGGUGGAUGAUGUCAUCGCAGAGCUGCGGCUGCGACAGUGUGCUCACACCAGAGUGGGAAACAACUAUGUGAGGGGUGUUUCUGGAGGAGAGAGGAGGAGAGUCAGUAUAGCUGUCCAACUUCUUUGGAACCCCGGCAUUUUGAUCCUGGACGAGCCCACGUCAGGUUUGGACAGCUUUACAGCCCACAAUCUGGUGAUCACACUAUCUCGCCUGGCCAGGGGAAACCGUCUGGUCCUACUGUCGGUCCACCAGCCUCGGUCAGAUAUCUUUCAGCUCUUUGACCUCGUUGUCCUGCUGUCGUCAGGUUCAGCUGUUUACUGUGGCGCUGCUCGUGACAUGGUGCCUUACUUCACUGCUCUGGGAUACCCCUGCCCACGAUACUGCAACCCCUCUGACUUCUAUGUUGACCUGAUCAGUAUAGACCGGCGUAGUCCAGAGCGAGAGGCCGAGUGUUUGGAGCGGUCCAGAGUUCUGGCUGAGCAGUUAAUGGAAAAGGUCCGAGACACAGGCGAUCACAUGUGGAAAUCAGCUGGGACACACACAGCACUGACACAAACUGAAAGCCCUCAGCAGCUGAGCAAAGUAAUCACCAUUUCCAAUCAAAGUAACAGACUGCCUGGCCGACUACACCAGUUUACGACCCUCAUCAGGCGUCACAUGUAUAAUGACUUCAGAGACCUGGUCACCUUAUUGGUCCACGGCUUCGAGGCCCUCCUCAUGUCACUGCUGGUCGGUUUUCUCUACUAUGGGGCAGGAGAAGAGCGUCUGUCCAUUCAGGACACAGUGGCCCUCCUCUACAUGAUCGGAGCUCUCACCCCAUUUGCUGUGGUGCUGGACGUCAUAGCUAAAUGUCACACAGAGAGAGCCAUGCUCUACCACGAGCUGGAGGACGGCAUGUACUCUGUCACCUCCUACUUCUUUGCCAAGGUCCUGGGAGAGUUACCAGAGCACUGCGUGUUCACGCUGGUGUACGGCUUGCCCAUCUAUUGGCUGGCCGGUCUUAACGAGGCUCCGGAUCGUUUCCUGCUAAACCUCCUGCUGGUGUGGCUGAUGGUUUACUGCAGCCGAGCCAUGGCUCUGUUUGUAGCAGCUGCGUUGCCCACCCUGCAGACCUCAGCAUUCAUGGGCAACGCCUUGUUCACUGUCUUCUACUUGACCGGAGGUUUUGUCAUCAGCCUGGAGAAUAUGUGGCUUGUGGCCUCGUGGCUCUCCCACGCCUCCUUCAUGCGUUGGGGUUUUGAGGGCAUGCUGCAGGUACAGUUCAGAGGCAACAAGUACCCCGUCACCAUUAGAAACAUCACCAUCCAGGUUGACGGCAUACACGUGGUGGAGGCCAUGAACAUGAACCAGUACCCUCUGUACUCGUGCUAUCUGGUCCUGCUGGCAGUCUGUCUGGUCUUCAUGGCGCUCUAUUACGUGUCCCUAAAAUUCAUCAAACAGAAGUCCAGUCAGGACUGGUGAACACAUCUGGACCAGGUUUUCAACUUUAGGAAGUGUUUUUUUUGCAGCAGCAGUGGAAAGAAAGUAAAGUGGGUUCUAGUUUGACUGGUUUGUCACUGAGCCAUGCUUUCCAUUCUUAUUAGGAUGUUUGACAGUAAAAAAAAGUGCUUAAUUUAGGGGAGAAAAAUACAACUUAUGUUUUGAAUUUACCUUUUUACAAUAAUCUCAAAAUCAGAAACUCCUGCACUCCACACUUUAAUGGUAGAAAUGUGAAAUAACCCUUCUCCUAAAGUCACCCUUCUUGAUGUUUGAAAUAAUUCGUAAAAGUGCAGCAAUUUCUCUCAUCUGUGACUAGUCAAUACAUCUCAACAUAUACCUAACAGUUUAAAGAUGGGAAUAUUUGGAAUUUGGGUAAGAAAAUAAGUUUUGGAGGAGAACUUGUUGCAGUACAGCUGUCUGCUGCUGGAUGGCAGCAGAGCACUGCACUAACAUCAAAGUUAAAAUGAUAAACUUCUUUCUCUCCCUCUCUUCUCUGUCUUGGCAAAUGAUUAGAGCGCCACUUUGGCAGAUACCCAUCUACAGCUUUUGCUUGUUCCAUUUUCAAUCUUCUUUUUUUCUACAGCUUUAUCUUUUUUUUUUUCUAUAUGUAAGGUUAUUAAGCUUAACAAUGUGUGUGCCAGUAUAGGGAGCACUGGAGAAAAAAAAAAGCUUAGUAGAGAUUUAGUAAAUCACACUCAGAAAAGAAAAAAAGAGCUUGUACUUGUGUCCUCAUAGA
Messenger RNA from Perca flavescens (yellow perch), 2749 nucleotides. RefSeq names its product ATP-binding cassette, sub-family G (WHITE), member 8 (gene abcg8). Gene Ontology annotation, biological process: transmembrane transport; cholesterol efflux; cholesterol homeostasis. The transcript is spliced from 13 exons. The coding region runs from base 1 to 1995 and encodes 664 amino acids. Lineage: Eukaryota; Metazoa; Chordata; Actinopteri; Perciformes; Percidae. Gene Ontology annotation, molecular function: ATP binding; cholesterol transfer activity; ABC-type transporter activity. The record is from RefSeq and is a predicted model, not a curated record. Gene Ontology annotation, cellular component: plasma membrane; signaling receptor complex.